Molecule: messenger RNA, 2771 nt
Organism: Porites evermanni
Lineage: Eukaryota; Metazoa; Cnidaria; Anthozoa; Scleractinia; Poritidae
Source: the annotation of a GenBank genome assembly
UCUGCUUCGUAUUUAUUUCUUCUUUGGAGAACAGAUUGGGACAAACAAGCCGAGCUAGUAAGUGAAUCUCUGAUUUUCGUGCGCGGCUUCCUACCGUACGUAGCUAGUGUGUGUUUUGUGCUCCACGCCCGCCGCUCACUUGCCUUCGCUCGUCUGCAAAACCGAAAAAAUGCGUAUCGUUUUAUAACCAGUUUGGUAUCACUGAAGCGGACCACCAUGGAAAGGGGGCAUAUGGUUUCUUUUAAGUAGAGAUUCUGUUCGCCGUGGCAGUUGUCACGACACCGAACUUGAAGUAGUUACAAUCUAUUUCCAACCUGGUCACCAAAAGCCAAAAGACAUAUAGGGACUUGUAAAAUGAUAGUUAUUUAAAAUUUUUCUGGACAAUUACUAUUGGUUUUAAUUAAACUGACUCGAGUGUGUUUUCGACCUCAUUCCCAGGGUCCUCUCCUACCCGGCCCAUCUCUCGCUCCGGGGGCCAAGUAGGAGAAAGAGGAUGAUGUAAACACACUAUACGACAAGUUAGCGACAGAUCACUCAGUGUGUACAGGUCGGGCGACUAGUUGCACCCAUAUGUCGCUGCGACAAAUCGCUUCGUGUGUGCUGGAGACCUUUUGUGAAAAUCUUUGUCUCUGCAGCAGAAUUUUGUCGCUGCAACAAGUCNACAGGAUUUGUUUGGAACACCAAUAUGGCCGCCGUGACGACAUGUGAAUACGCUCUAUAAAAUCACAAUGAGGCCACUGUAUUGCCAUGGAUGCGCCGUUCGAGUUUUUUUUGUUUGAGGCAUCUUUGCAUUUCGUGUACAAAGAGAGUAGGUGUUGUCAAUUUAAAACUGUGUCGAGGCACCUUUUAAUCUCUUUUCUUUUGUCCUCUUGUCUUUCUUUUUCCUCUUUUUUACUUGUACCUAACCUCAGAUACAGUAAAAGUUUAUUUCUCUUUUUUUCUGUUUCAUUUUAGUCUGCUUCGUAUUUAUUUCUUCUUUGGAGAACAGAUUGGGACAAACAAGCCGAGCUAGUAAGUGAAUCUCUGAUUUUCGUGCGCGGCUUCCUACCGUACGUAGCUAGUGUGUGUUUUGUGCUCCACGCCCGCCGCUCACUUGCCUUCGCUCGUCUGCAAAACCGAAAAAAUGCGUAUCGUUUUAUAACCAGUUUGGUAUCACUGAAGCGGACCACCAUGGAAAGGGGGCAUAUGGUUUCUUUUAAGUAGAGAUUCUGUUCGCCGUGGCAGUUGUCACGACACCGAACUUGAAGUAGUUACAAUCUAUUUCCAACCUGGUCACCAAAAGCCAAAAGACAUAUAGGGACUUGUAAAAUGAUAGUUAUUUAAAAUUUUUCUGGACAAUUACUAUUGGUUUUAAUUAAACUGACUCGAGUGUGUUUUCGACCUCAUUCCCAGGGUCCUCUCCUACCCGGCCCAUCUCUCGCUCCGGGGGCCAAGUAGGAGAAAGAGGAUGAUGUAAACACACUAUACGACAAGUUAGCGACAGAUCACUCAGUGUGUACAGGUCGGGCGACUAGUUGCACCCAUAUGUCGCUGCGACAAAUCGCUUCGUGUGUGCUGGAGACCUUUUGUGAAAAUCUUUGUCUCUGCAGCAGAAUUUUGUCGCUGCAACAAGUCGCAAAAAAAAAAAAAAAUGUGCGACUUGUUGCGGCGACAAAAUUCUGUUGCGGCUACAGAGAUUUUCACAAAAGGUCUCCAGUACACACGAAGCGAUUUGUCGCUGCAAAAAGUCGCCGCGACAUGUUGCUGCAACUCUUGUCGCGUAGUGUGUACCGACUCUUAGGAUUUUAUAGGAACAUUUCUUAGUUCGAUGAUGGUUUUUCAUUUGUCAGGCACAGCGAAGAACAGGAGCCAAGACUGUCAAAGAUUUAACCUCUGGAAACUUACUAAAUGGUCAUUUCGCUGGACAGUCCGCCGAAAAACACAGAGGUGCGAUGAUUUGUACAGGGUCCGGGGAUAAAACUGAUUAGGAAUUCCUCUUAUGCCUCUGAUAACAAGACCAAAUAAAGUUAUGUUAAAAACGGGCAACAAAAACGUGCAACGUGUUUUGCGACAUCGCUGCAGAGCGAUGUUACGCGUUUUACCACUUACGUUCAGACCUGUCUUGCACCAAAUUAAGGUUGCUUUAAGUUGCGUGACUCUAAAAAUGUCUCUCUGAAAAUGUUUCCAUUCAAAUGAGACCUCUUUGGCAGAACUUUUGCUUAAUCACACUUCUUAGUAAAAACCGUAUUUUGCUAAAAGGAAUGAUUUUUUCGUGAUUUUUUUUUGCGGUAAGUAGUUAACAAAACAUUUCUGCUGCCUCAUGAUUAUUUUUGUAGUUGAGUUUUAUCCUCCAAGCCCGAACCUUCAGCUUAAUACAAAAUGUUUGUAAAAUUAUGUGUCGAUUUAUUUCAGACCUAAAUCUUGCAAGCUGGAUCCACAAGACGUCGUCUUUACUGUUUCUUAAUCACGUCGAUGCUGAUAACUCUCAGUUUAGACUUGCUUUACUUUCAAAUGAUGGGAGCACUUCAGAGAGAGAUAGUCAUCAAGAAGAGAUUAAAUCUGAAGCAACCGCUGAUAUAAAAAGAAGUCAUAAUCUUACUUCAUCACAAAAGAGAACUCUUAUUGUAAAGCGACUUAUCCCUCUCGUAAUAUCUCUGAUGAUUUUAGGCGGUGCUGUAGCCGUACGGUUCCUAAUUCCGUUACCUUCGUCGCACGUGACCUCUUCAUUUGGAAAUGACACACUUACUGCGAAUACUUCCUAUAAUAAUCUAACAACUAACUUAGUAACUUGA